AUGUGUCUAUUUUAUGAGAAAAAGGUAGAGGCAACUUUGUCCCAGUAUCCCUCAGCCUCAAAACCAGAAACUCAAUACUGUCCAGAGCAGCCUAACAUUUACAAAUUUAAAAACCCAUUUGAUUAUUUAUAUCUUCGUGUUAGAUUCGCCUUUAAAUUAUGCUUCGCUUUCGUACUUCAACAAAGGCGGCAUGAAUUAAAAGCAAUUAGGCAGGAAAAAGUGAAAUGUUUCCUAAAAGAAGGUUUUUAUCCUUUCUCGGUCAAUAUGAAACAAAAGUGGUUAAUGAAAAGGUUCACUUUUAAAUGGAAUACUUUAAAUAAUCAAAACGGUGGAAUAUUCUUCUUGAAGAGUAAUGUGGUUUUUAAAAAAGCGAUGUUCUAUAAUAACUUACUAAAGUUUAAUUCUAGAGCCAAAAAACAAAAGAUAAUCGUCAAUCUAGGUGGAAAAGACAGGAGGUUUUACACAGGUGGAAUUAGUACCAAGCCUCUAUUUUGUCAGGAAAGGAUUGGUUUAUGGAGUGUAGUGUUAUUCCUUUCGACAAGCAAAACACAUGAAGAAGCUUUCACAGCUGUUGUUUAUUGUUUACUACACGAAAAAAUCCCACGAACUUAUUUGCCACUCACCUUACAAUCAGUAAACGCUAUCACCUGCGGUCUGAUAGUAUUUUUAUGUAUCAUUAUGAUCAUCAACAAAGAUUUUGCUUGCCUUAUCGUUUUACAGGAAAACAUUCCGAAUUAUUUUAGACAAAUUCAGCAUCACCUUUUUUUCCUUCCUUCUCUCCAUCACAAAGUUAGAAUUGGGCAAAUGAGGCUCUGUGAAGGCUUCCUCCUACGGCUGAGUUUUAUCGAAUCUGGAUUUUUGAUCCCGACUGAAUUAAAUGGAAAGAGCAAAAAUGAGACAACUUUUUGGAAGUGGGAGCUGACUUCUUUCAAUUUUGAAUAA
Molecule: messenger RNA, 942 nt
Organism: Echinococcus granulosus
Lineage: Eukaryota; Metazoa; Platyhelminthes; Cestoda; Cyclophyllidea; Taeniidae
Exons: 10
Coding region: 1-942 (313 amino acids)
Source: RefSeq, a predicted model, not a curated record